Molecule: messenger RNA, 1386 nt
Organism: Penicillium cosmopolitanum
Lineage: Eukaryota; Fungi; Ascomycota; Eurotiomycetes; Eurotiales; Aspergillaceae
Product: proteasome regulatory particle base subunit RPT5
Exons: 3
Coding region: 1-1386 (461 amino acids)
Biological process (GO): proteasome-mediated ubiquitin-dependent protein catabolic process
Cellular component (GO): proteasome regulatory particle, base subcomplex
Molecular function (GO): ATP hydrolysis activity; proteasome-activating activity; ATP binding
Source: RefSeq, a predicted model, not a curated record
AUGUCGACCCUCGAGGACUUGGACGACCUUGAGCACGAGAACAGAGACAAGAAGGAAGACCAGGGCGAUGACGGCAAGAAGCCCAGCGGCGACGGUGACGCCGAGAUGGAAGAUGCUGAGAAGAAGGACGAGGAGGAAGAGCUGAUGGACGAGGAGAUCCUCCACUCCAGUACGGCAGACAUUGUUAAGCGACGACGGAUGCUGGAGAACGAAAUGCGCAUCAUGAAGAGCGAGUUCCAGCGUUUGACACACGAGCAGAGCACAAUGCGAGAGAAGGUUAAGGAUAAUCAAGAAAAGAUCGAGAACAACAGACAACUACCAUACCUCGUCGGAAACGUCGUUGAGCUCCUGGACCUUGAUGUGGAGGCCGAAGCCGCAGAGGAGGGAGCCAACAUCGAUCUCGACGCCACUCGCGUUGGCAAAUCCGCCGUUAUCAAGACUUCAACCCGCCAGACCAUCUUCCUCCCGCUCAUCGGACUGGUUGACCACGAGAAGCUGAAGCCCGGUGACCUGAUCGGUGUCAAUAAGGACUCAUAUCUCAUCCUGGACACCUUACCAGCAGAGUAUGACAACCGCGUGAAGGCUAUGGAGGUCGACGAGAAGCCGACGGAGAAGUACACGGAUAUCGGUGGUCUGGACAAGCAGAUCGAGGAGAUCGUGGAAGCUAUCGUAUGGCCCAUGAAGGAGGCGGAGCGAUUCAAGAAGAUCGGCAUCAAGGCACCGAAGGGUGCUCUAAUGUACGGUCCCCCCGGAACCGGUAAAACCCUCCUUGCCCGUGCCUGUGCUGCCGAGACGAACGCCACUUUCCUGAAGCUUGCCGGUCCAUCCCUCGUACAAAUGUUCAUUGGUGACGGUGCCAAGCUGGUGCGUGACUGCUUCGCCUUGGCCAAGGAGAAGGCUCCAUCAAUCAUCUUCAUCGACGAACUUGAUGCCGUUGGUACCAAGCGUUUCGACUCCGAGAAGUCCGGUGAUCGUGAAGUCCAGCGUACUAUGCUGGAACUGCUGAACCAGCUGGACGGAUUCGCGUCCGACGACCGCAUCAAGGUCCUCGCCGCGACUAACCGUGUCGAUGUAUUGGACCCUGCUCUGCUCCGAUCCGGUCGUUUGGAUCGCAAGAUCGAGUUCCCCCUUCCGAAUGAGGAGGCUCGUGCGAACAUCUUGCAGAUUCACUCGCGUAAGAUGUCCGUUGAGGAUAGCGUGAACUGGGCUGAGCUUGCCCGCAGCACGGAUGAGUUUGGUGGUGCUCAGCUCAAGGCUGUCUGUGUCGAGGCUGGUAUGAUUGCGUUGCGGAAGGGCCUGAGCAAAAUUGGUCACGAGAACUACGUUGAUGCCAUCGCCGAGGUCCAGGCGAAGAAGAAGGAUUCAAACCUAAAUAUUUAUGUUUGA